Corythoichthys intestinalis (scribbled pipefish) is the source of this 1478-nucleotide messenger RNA. RefSeq names its product glutaredoxin 5 homolog (S. cerevisiae) (gene glrx5). The coding region runs from base 6 to 578 and encodes 190 amino acids. The record is from RefSeq and is a predicted model, not a curated record. Lineage: Eukaryota; Metazoa; Chordata; Actinopteri; Syngnathiformes; Syngnathidae. The transcript has 2 exons. Gene Ontology annotation, cellular component: mitochondrial matrix.
GUAACAUGCUUGAGGUUUCAGUUUUUUUUUUUAGAGUGGCUAAACUCUACUGUAGUGUAGAAGCUAGGUGCGCACACAGGAAGUUUUCGUCUAAAGAACUAAGCAGCAUGAAUAGCUUAAUAAGAAACACUUCUAGGUGUCUGAGGCUAGGAGCGGCUUGCUCUCUACCCCGACAAGCCGAAGGACGCGUGUGGGUCGCCUCUACCCGGCGUUUCUGCGCUGCGUCGGACCUCCAAAAAGACCUUGGCGACAUGGUGAAGAAGGACAAGGUGGUGGUUUUUAUGAAAGGGACACCGGCUCAGCCCAUGUGUGGUUUUAGUAACGCCGUGGUCCAGAUUCUACGAAUGCACGGGGUGGACGAUUACGCAGCGUACAACGUCUUGGCGGACGAGGCGCUCAGAGAAGGAGUGAAGGUGUUCUCCAACUGGCCGACGAUCCCUCAGGUGUACUUCAACGGAGAGUUUGUGGGCGGCUGCGACAUCCUCCUCCAGAUGCACCAGAAUGGGGAUCUUGUGGAGGAGUUAAAGAAGCUGGGUGUCCAGUCUGCACUACUGGACGAUGAGAAAGACUCCAAGUAGACAGGAUGAAGAUGAACUUCAAUAUGCUUAAAAAAAAAAAACAGGACACAUUUACUCGGUUGCAUUUUACACGUUGCACUCUCUAGACAAAAUUGACUCUUCUGCCAAUGUAGAUGUGAUCAAGGGCCGCAAGUACGAGCAGUUUAGGAGACAGCGCAAUGCACUAACGUCUGAGCUUUCCUGACGUCAGACCUGGAUUUAUAUUUUUUUUCCAAAAGAAAAGAGCACAUGACAUCAGUUUCCUGAGAGUCAUCUACACUGUGCGAUUCUCCUCUGCCAUUGUAGCUGUAAUACUUAAAUGACUCCUCAGGAUGACUUCACACUUUUCAAGUUGGACCAGAAUGCAAUGUUAUUGCAGUAAACAACAUCCAUAUACACCUGUAGAAGGCUCAAUUCUGUCUUGAAUUGUUGUAUUAAAUAAAGUCCAUAUGGCUAAGUAGGUUUUACAAUGUCAGUGCUUGGGACAAUGUUGAUGUGACCUAAGUCUUGUGUUUUUUUUCUUGUUUUUUUAUACACAUGAAAUGGGCAGUUUUUAAAGUGGGGGCGCUGAAAUGCAUUUUUUAAAAAUACAAUCCAUAGUAUAAUCUUUGAACACAUUCAGUGCCAUUGACGGCAAUAGACGUCCAUUUUAACUGAGGGAGUAGCAGCAAUCCAGAUCGGACAUCUAUUGCCUUUAAUAGAAGCCAUUGAGUUAAUAAUUUGGGGUAUUUUCAAACAUUGAUGUUUGUCAGCUAAAUGCUUAGAAUUUGUCGACUGUCAAUCACUGUAGCUUAUUUUCUGCCCAACACCUGUAUUAUCACAGCAAAUGUACAUUGUAAUAUAUUGUACAUUCAUAAAAAUGAAUAAAUGUAUUUUAGUUGCAUGCUCACUGAGUGACAAAUAAAAUAUCAAGUGACAAAA